AGGUAGAGACAUAAAGUUGAAAUCUUGAAAGUAACGCAGCCUUUGCUCCCGUAUUUGUUCUCCUCUUCCCAAAUCAACAGCAUUUGUAUCCUCUCCUCCUCCAUCAUCAGCUACUUACUUAUUCCAACUCCACCAUAGCUUUUGCUGCUUUAACUUUGUUUUGUAAUGGUUGUUGUCCAAGGUUCGAAAGUCCCUCUCCCAAACCCUUCAUCCCUCUCUUCCUCUCCCCACCCUCACACCUCUAUCCUUUUUGAACCCUCUUCUCUCUCUCUUGCCCUUACCCACACUGAUGCAUCCCUUUCUUUAUACCCUUCUUUCUCUCCCCUUUCUCUCACUCCCUCACAACCCCAUAACCAAACCCUUAACAUCCCUUCCCCCUCCUCCUCCUCCACCUUCCUUCUCCUCCAACAACACCCAUCGGCCGCCACAGCCGUCAUCUUCCUUGUCUCCUCCCCCUACCGCUCCCGCAUCCUCCUCCGCUUCUAUCGCCUGCGCCGCCGAGACCACUCCUCCUUCGAACGCGUCACACGUGUUAUCUGUUUGCAUAAAGACCUCUGCUUUCACCCCGGCCUUGGUGUCCUCCUCGACGACAAGCACGGGGCCACCGUCAGACUCGCUGCCUCGGUCAACUACUUCACGCUCUACGCUCUCUCCAGCAACAAGGUAUGGGUUUUCGCCGUCAAAGACGAUGAUGGUAGCGUAAACGACUGCAGCAAUAGUAACGACGACGAUGACAGCGGCAGUGGUGGUGUGAGAUUGAUGAGGCGCGCGGUGAUUGACUGCGCACGGCCGGUUUUUUCUUUGAGUGUUGCAUUUGGGUUUCUUAUUCUCGGGGAGGAGAAUGGGGUUAGGGUUUUCGGUCUUAGGAGGCUCGUGAAAGGAAAAAGUGGGAACAAGAGGUUUGAGAAUUCAAAGCAGAUGAGGAAUGGUGGUGGUGUUCGAGGAGGGGGUUUGGAGGUGGUGAACUGCAAUGGGGAUUUGGAAGGGAAGAUGGAAAGACGUAGAGUUCUUGCUGUGAAGCAGAUAAAUGUUAAAUCAAAACACGAUGACAGAGAUGGAGGUUCAUGCUUUGUAAUGUUGAAGGGAAACAAUGUUAAUACAAAUUCUGCUAUGGAGGUAUCCAUGUCUAUAAAGGCUAUUUCCAUUCAGGCUGUGUCCCAGAGGAUGUUUCUGAUCUUGGAUUCUCAUGGAGAUUUACAUUUGCUAUCCCUGUCAAAUUCUGGCAUAGGAGUAGAUCUCACUGGUAAUGUUAGGCCACUGUCUCGUACAAUGAAAGUGAAAAGUGUUGCUGUUCUUCCUGAUCUAUCUUCUAUGUCUCAGACUAUCUGGAUAUCAGAUGGAUGCCAUUCUGUGCACAUGUUCACUGCAAUGGACAUAGAAAAUGCUUUAAAUGAAGCGGACGGAAAUGAUAGCAAUGAAAAGCUUUUACGUCUCCCAGUUGUUCGAGUUCUUUUCUCCAGUGAGAAGAUCCAAGACAUCAUUUCUCUAUCUGCAAAUUCCGUUCUGAUUCUUGGACAAGGAAGCUUGUAUGCAUAUGCAAUUUCCUGAAGCUGCUUUGAGUUUUUAAUCUUUUUCAGUGGAAAUCAAUAUAUCUGGCACCCUUGAUGUUUCUAAAGUAUACUUGUGUGGUUUAUCGAUAAACCAUAUCUCUCAUGUCAGGUGCUCUGGUUGCCCUCUACUUAUAGCGCAUCCCUAUGAUACUGGAGACCAUGAAAGAUUGGCAGCAAGCGUCAUUAUGGAGUUUCUGUUUUUGGGGCUGAGAUUUUCAAGAUCUUAAAGCUGCGUGUCCCGCAAAACCUGCCAGUUAACUGCCGGAGGACAUACGUCCGACAAAGAUGUUGGCUCUUCAUCCAACUUGCUUGAUGAUCAUCUCUUGGAGUUGGUUGAAAACAUGGUUUUCUGCCAGAGAACUUAGCAAGGUUCGAUAUAAAAAGGCAUGAUCUUGGCAAUUGUGUUUUCUCCGUUUGUUAGAAAAGUGUUUACUGGAUUUCAAUUUUCUCAUUCUAGUCACGUCUAUGGUUUACUACUGUGCGAGUUUGUGGAGGUGGAGGCUUGUCUUGUUAUUUAUGCCGUGUUAACUUCAUAGCCUGUCAUGUUUUGCUCUCUUAACCAUCUCGAUUUCUUUGAUGCCGUUUUACCUAAAA
Molecule: messenger RNA, 2144 nt
Organism: Vigna radiata var. radiata (mung bean)
Lineage: Eukaryota; Viridiplantae; Streptophyta; Magnoliopsida; Fabales; Fabaceae
Exons: 8
Coding region: 166-1548 (460 amino acids)
Source: RefSeq, a predicted model, not a curated record